AUGGAUGAUGACGAGGCCGGUGGUGGAGCUCCGUCUGAAGAAACGCCACUUGUCUAUCGUCGUGAUCGGCGGGAGUCAAACUCAAUCAUCUCAGCGUUGCGUCAUGUUGGCCACGCCGUCGAUAAUGCCAUAAACAUCUUCUCGCCUUACCAGCUGGCACUUAUCAAGUACACUUUGACAACAAUUUUUGUGCUUAUCACUGCAGUUGUGGCAUACCAUACGGCGGAUAAUGCAUCAGUCUAUGUAAAUGCAUUGAAGAGCGUAGACACGCCCAAUACACAGACUAUGACGCUUCGCUGGGAUGCACAGUUGCUUGGUUGGCUAAGUGCGCUCCUAUACCUGUCUUCGCGGAUUCCCCAGAUUUUUAAAAAUCAACAAACUAAGUGCGCUGGUUUAAGUCUUGCGCUUUUCAUUUUUGCCGUUGGCGGGAAUGUGACAUAUGUAUUGUCGAUUCUGCUCAUGGAUACAUCGACAGGUUAUUUGAUUGAAAAUGCAAGUUGGAUUGUUGGCAGUGUCGGGACCAUCUUUUUGGAUUUCAUCGUUUUGUACCAAUUCAUUAAGUAUGCACCUGACCGCCGCCGCAUUGAAGCUGGCUAUCCACAUCACUUGUAA
Messenger RNA from Malassezia globosa CBS 7966, 612 nucleotides. RefSeq lists its product as uncharacterized. The transcript has a single exon. Lineage: Eukaryota; Fungi; Basidiomycota; Malasseziomycetes; Malasseziales; Malasseziaceae. The coding region runs from base 1 to 612 and encodes 203 amino acids. The record is from RefSeq and is a predicted model, not a curated record. Gene Ontology annotation, cellular component: membrane.